AUGAUGAAACUUAGCCGAAGUUUGGGAAAUGUACUGACGAGGUUUGCAUUAAAUCAUACUGCAGCUUCAACACAAUCCGUACAAUCCAUUCACACCGCAUUAUCACUGAAGUGUGAACACCAUAAUAAAGAAGAUUCAGCGGAAUUGCCGGCAGAUGACAUUCAAGAGAAACGUGAAUUAACUGAAAAAGACCGCAAAUUGAUACUUAAAGAUCGAACAAAAGUUAUUCCUGUCGAGACUUCCAUCCGUUACUUGAAUAGCUCGGCCUAUAAACAAACAUACGGCGAACAAUUUGUCUGGGAACAAUACAGGCGCAACCAUAAGGGUCCAUUCCCACCACGACAGACACGUAAAACUUGUAUUCGCCAGGGUGUGAUUAGUACUGGAAAUCCCUGUCCAAUUUGUAGGGACGAAUAUUUGGUAUUGGAUCACCGUAAUAUUGAACUGCUGAAGCAAUUCAUUUCUCCACAAACAGGUCAAGUGCUGAGUUACACGAAGACUGGUUUGUGCCAGAAGAAACAUUUGCAGUUGUUGGUGGCAGUUGAAAGGGCCCGGGAUUACGGUCUUCUUACAUUCGACGUGCCAUAUCGCGAAUUCGAUUACAGUGAAUACGCUCAAAAAUCCCAAGCAUAGACC
This is a messenger RNA of Musca vetustissima, 636 nucleotides long. It is a transcript of the gene mRpS18B, whose product is annotated as small ribosomal subunit protein mS40. The record is from RefSeq and is a predicted model, not a curated record. The transcript has a single exon. Gene Ontology annotation, biological process: mitochondrial translation. Gene Ontology annotation, molecular function: structural constituent of ribosome. Gene Ontology annotation, cellular component: ribosome; mitochondrion. Bases 1 to 633 code for a protein of 210 amino acids. Lineage: Eukaryota; Metazoa; Arthropoda; Insecta; Diptera; Muscidae.